AAUAAAAAAUCUUAGUCCAAUCCGCGCCUUCGCCUCAUCACCAGCAGCGAAGCUACCGUCCACUGCACCAUGCUCCCUCUCCAUUCCCAACCCUAACCCUAACCCUUACCCUAAUCCUUGCCCUCCUCCGUCGUUUGCCAUGGACGCCGCUCGACUUCUCACCCCGUGCUUCUCCUCUUCCAUGCGAUCCCCGUCUUCUCGACCUCUAUCCCGUCUCUCGGGCGCCUUCCGAAGCCCCAGGCGGUGCGCUCCAUUUCAAGCCAGCCGUCGCCGGAAUCUGUGCCUGGCCUGUGCUGCGGAGACCCUGGUCGCCGGAUCGCAGAGGGAGGAAGGGAGCUCGCAUUCGCUCCGAGGCGAGAAGGGAGUGGAGGGUGGAGAUCUCAAGUCUUGGUUGCACGCGCAAGGCUUACCGCCGUGCAAGGUUGUUGUCAAGGAGAGGCCUUCUCAUGAUGGGAAGCACCGGCCGAUACAUUAUAUCGCGGCAAGCGAGGAUCUUGAGGCUGGUGAUGUAGCAUUCUCAGUUCCCAACUCUUUGGUGGUAACUCUGGAUAGAGUUCUUGGAAACGAGACAAUUGCGGAACUGUUAACAACGAACAAGCUUUCAGAAUUAGCCUGCCUGGCACUAUAUCUCAUGUAUGAGAAAAAACAGGGGAAGAAGUCCUUCUGGUAUCCCUUCAUUAGGGAGCUUGACCGUCAACGAGGAAGAGGCCAGCUAGCUGUGGAAUCACCCCUUCUAUGGUCUGAAACUGAACUGGCUUACCUGAACGGCAGUCCUACCAGGGCUGAAGUUCUCGAAAGGGAUGAAGGAAUAAAGAGAGAGUACAAUGAACUUGAUACAGUCUGGUUCAUGGCUGGUUCAUUGUUCCAGCAAUACCCUUUUGACAUUCCUACUGAGGCUUUUCCCUUCGAGAUUUUCAAGCAGGCAUUCGUUGCAGUUCAAUCUUGUGUGGUUCAUUUGCAGAAAGUAAGUUUGGCUCGAAGGUUUGCCCUGGUUCCUUUGGGGCCGCCAUUGUUGGCUUACAAGAGCAACUGCAAAGCAAUGCUAACUGCUGUCAGUGAUGCUGUUCAGUUGGUGGUUGAUCGUCCAUAUAAGGCUGGGGAACCGAUUGUUGUAUGGUGUGGACCACAACCAAAUUCAAGGUUGCUUCUCAAUUAUGGUUUUGUUGAUGAAGAUAAUCCAUAUGACCGUAUAGUCGUUGAGGCAUCCCUGAAUACGGAAGAUCCUCAAUACCAAGAAAAGAGAAUGGUUGCUCAAAGAAAUGGAAAGCUGGCUGUCCAAGUUUUUCAUGUGUAUGUUGGAAGAGAAAAAGAAGCUAUAUCGGAAAUGCUGCCUUAUAUGAGAUUAGGGUAUGUUUCAGAUCCAGCUGAGAUGCAUUCGGUUAUUUCUUCUCAAGGCCCUGUUUGUCCUGUAAGCCCAUGCAUGGAGCGAGCAGUGUUGGACCAACUUGUAGGCUACUUUGAGGCUCGGUUGGCAGGCUACCCUACAACCUUAAGUGAGGAUGAAAAUAUGUUGAGAGAUGGCCAUUUGAAUCCAAAGAAGCGAGUUGCUGUUCAGCUUGUAAAGUUAGAAAAGAAAAUGCUGCACGCUUGUCUUCAGGCUGUAUUUGAAGUCAUAAAUCAAUUACCAGAUCACACUGUAUCUCCCUGCCCGGCUCCUUUUGCUCCUCAAUUGAAAUAAUAGAACCAACCAUCCCCAUCACAUGUCUAAUAUGAUCAUGUAGGCCAAGCAAGUCAGUCAUAACAGUUUAGCUUUGAUCGGUUGGGUUGCUUGUCAGGUGAACCAUUCAGUUGUCCAACUCCACCUUUUGAUCUGUGGUAGUAAUGCCAACCGAUAACGCCAUACACAGUCCAUUUUACAGGUUGCGUGAUGUCUGGCGUUGCUGUAAGCUAGAAGAUUUGGGUUGUGAUUUUAUAUCUGCGGGUGGAUCAUCAUGCAAGUAUUCUGAAGGAAACCAUCGGGAACUCUUCUGCAGUUCAUUGACGGUACAUAAUUCAAAAGUAAACCUAGGUCACAUCUUUUCUCAAUUUGCCCAGUGAUACGUUUUUGAUUUAGUUUCUCUUGCUUCCAAAUGUUUGCUAACUUGUACAUGAACAAAUAAUGAGGCAAAAAAAAAAAAAGAAGAGAAAAAAGAGUUGCAUCUUGAUGGGUGACUAAUUUGCCUUGAAAUCUUGAGGAAUGGUGUUCGACAUAGCUUUUCAUCAUUCUGACUAGUUAUUUGCCUACCGAGCUGCCACAAUUUAUGUGAUGUGAUGGCCUUUGGAUUUGUAAAUUUGUCCGUUUGUUAUAUUCUGACGACUCUGCUUUGUUAUCCAAGAAAUUGAAAGAAAGGAUUUCUAGUA
Molecule: messenger RNA, 2340 nt
Organism: Elaeis guineensis (African oil palm)
Lineage: Eukaryota; Viridiplantae; Streptophyta; Magnoliopsida; Arecales; Arecaceae
Source: RefSeq, a predicted model, not a curated record